AUGGAACAAAGUGCGCAAGAAGUCCUCUGCGCCUUCGCCGUCGAAUACCAUCCAAUCAUUCAGACUGUCCUCCUCGGCACCCAACCACACCUGGAUGCCGCCAAGGUCGAUACAAACGCCGCCCGGCGUAUCCAAAACACGCUCGCCCACCUUGCAGUCCAAAUCGCAAACUACAAAGCCUACUACCGCCAACGAAGACUCAAACAAGGAAACGGCGUCCAGUUCCCCGAUUUCGCCCUCUUAUCCGAGAUCCUCUCCGCUCUUGAACAGGAUCAUCCCACGCAACGUCUCCCCAACACCAACAACCAGGAUUCCGAGCAGUGGAACGAAACGUUGCACAACAGAGCAGAAUGGACGCUCUCGCGCGUCCACGAAGCUUUGAAGAGGGAAUGGAAUGGUGUUGAGAAGACGGCGAAGUUGCAUCCGAUGCAUAUCGUGGAGCAGUUUGGGUAUUAUUGGAAUUCGGAGAAGAACCCGUACAAGACACAGCAAAAGAAGGCAGAGGAGCAGAGAAGGGCAGAGGAGCAGAGGAAGGCAGAAGAGCAGGAGAGCGAGAGGACGCAGGAAAAGGAGACGCUGGGGGAAAAUGAAACACGGGAUGAAAGGUUUGCGAGGGCAUUCAGAAUGUUAAGAAGGUUUGGCCUGACUGUUCUGGGGGUUCAAGCAGUGAUUGAUGCGGUACGUAGGGAAGACGAUGGAAUUUUGUAG
Molecule: messenger RNA, 708 nt
Organism: Lecanosticta acicola
Lineage: Eukaryota; Fungi; Ascomycota; Dothideomycetes; Mycosphaerellales; Mycosphaerellaceae
Source: the annotation of a GenBank genome assembly